AUGAAUAUAGACAUCCUUGAGCCAUCGACUAGGAUACGAAUACCUCACUCACGUCAAAACAAUAGUAAAGCAACAUCAGUGCUUCAAGUUGAAAAUCAAAUCUACGUCGGGUGUAGCAAUGGAGAUUUACUUGUUUUUACUACAUUGGGGCAGUCAGAUCUCGACAAGCAACCAGAAUAUCCUACCAUCAAUACCGCUGCAGCCACGAUUCAGUCCCUGGCGACAAGAUCUGUUCGAUCAUUAAAGUCCUACGCUGACACUCGCAACUUAUUUUCAGAAAAUCAUGGAUACACAUUGUCAGCUACAUUCAAAAACCUUACCACGGAUGGUUCAGCUAUUUCAAUUAUUCAAUUGCUUCCAAUUGUGAGUCCACAACCCAAUUCACAAAAGACCAUUGUUUUGAUUACUAGUAUUUCGUCGUUGAAGAUUUACGAACUUGUGGGGAGUCAUACCAAUCUAAUUUACUCUCUUGAAGAGACUAAAUUUGCCAACCCUUUAUAUGUGAAGCACGACAGCAGUCGCUUUUUGAUCAUUGGAUAUAGAAAAAAGUUGCUAUUUUUGUCGAUAUCAAAUAAAUCUCGUAAUGUUCUUCAGUUUAAAAAAGUCAAGGAGAUUCCAUUGAAAGAUAGAAUACGAACAAUAAAUAUCUACGAUGAGAAUCUGAUUUUGCUAGGAAUUGAAAGCGAUUACGUUUUGCUAACCAUUAACACAUUUGAGGUUAGUCAGUUGUCAGGAGGUGGCCAUCUGGAGAUAUUCACUCACGCAACAUCAUUCACCUAUUUUGGAUUAUCAGCAUCAGAUCCUUUGGUCAGGACUUUGCCUACAGAAGGUGAUCUUAUUCUUCUCAUCAAAGAUACCACUGUUGUUCAGCUUGACAAGCGAAAUAGUGAAAUUUCAAAUUCUCCUAUAAAAUUGUCAUCGGUUCCGUUAGCGGUAGUGUUCAUUAGCCCGAUGUAUUUGGUUGCUAUCUACUCGAAAAGAAUGGAGGUCGUGGAUAUAAAGGGUUCAAUUAUCCAGAAGUUUCUGCAUCACAUCAUGUCCAAUCUGAUUGUGGCAGACUUUAAUGGCUCAGCUUUGAUCUUGGCAUCUGGAUCAAACAUAUUCCAAUUUAGUGUGGUUGCGUAUCAACAACAAUUGACACAGUACUUGGGAAUAAGUGGUAGGGUUCUGGGUACAACAAGACAACCAGAUAAUGAUUUGAAACUUACUGGAUUAGACAAGGCUAUCCAGCUUGUGACUCUAUUACCAGCUGAAAGUGGUGAUUUCUUUAACACCACCAAAUCAAAAGAAUUGAAGCUUCGUGAAUUAUACAAGCUAAAGGCAAUAUAUUUGUUUGAAGCGUAUUCAAAGUAUCACGAGUCUUUGGUUGAAAUUGGAUCAGAAUGGUUACUUUCAUUCCGUGAUAUUCUUGCAUUGUUCCCGAACUUCUUGAACGCUGAAAUUAGACUUGAUGGUGAUGAAAUAAAUGCAAAGGAUACUCACAUACUAAAAACACUGAACCCUGUGAAACACAUUACAACAGAGGACUUGGAAUUGAACCCAAUAACCGAAUCUGAAUAUGAAACCGAUGCUACAACUAGAAAGUCCAUCAAGCCCGUUAAAAGGUCCCUCAAAGUACAAAGUUCUCGAAAAUUUGCCAAAGCUGUCAAUAACUUGAUCAUUUACCUAACACAACAAAGACGGAUAUUGCUACAGUUUCAUGACAAACGAACCAUACAGUGGAGAAAUGUUGAGCUCGAGCCGAUUGAUAUAUAUCCUCCAGUGGAAAAUCAAUUGGAGCAGGUUUCUAAAAUUAUCGACACCUCAUUAUUCCUUUGUUAUUUUUAUUGUAAGCCCAUGUUACUCGGCCCAUUGUUACGUUUACCCAAUAACAAAUGUGACUCUAAAAUUGUUCAUCAAUGUUUGAUGAGUAAUGUGCAUAACCAUAUACAGCAAAGGAAUCUCAAACAGCCAAAUUUCAUCAAAGAGUUGCUUGACUUUUAUUAUGGGCGCGGUUUGCACAAGGAAGCGUUGGAAAUGAUGUACAAUUUAGCUCACGACGAAACACAAGUUAAUCAUUCCAACGAAGACGACAAUGUUCAUGAUGAUUUUAUCAAAAGUCCUCGAUUGACAGUACAGUAUUUGCUGAAAUUGACAAAUGACCACUUGCUGUUAAUUUUGGAAUAUGCGAAAUGGGUCAUUGACGCAGACGCACUGAAUAGCGAGAAAUUGUUCAUGAAUGACUCUUAUGAAUGUGAGAGUUACGACCCCGAAAUGAUAUAUCAAUUUUUCAUCAAGAAAAAGGAUUAUGCCACUGCCAUUAGAUAUUUGGAGUGGCUAUUGUAUGAAAGUGAUGUAAAGGAUAGAUUGAAAAGAACAAAACUUUUCAGUACUUUUGAAACUAAGCUUUGCUGUUUGUAUUUAAGGGAAAUAAAGAAUGAGGUGAAAAUUGAUGAAUAUUACAAGAAACUUUGUGAAAUAUUGCAGCUUAGUGAGUUUUAUGAUCCUUGGCCAGUGUUGAAAGACAUUCCAACCACCGAGGAUAGGAUGUUAAGGUUAACGGUCUUUGUUUACAAGAGACUUGAAGAACACGAAAAAGCGAUUGAUGUAUUGUACAAUCAAUUAAACGACUUGGAUGCUGCAAUGAAGUAUUGUUCAACAAUAUAUGAUAAACCAAAUGGGGACACUUUAGGCACAAACUUGUUUCAUAAAUUGCUUGAGGAUUUGCUAGUCGAUUUCAGUGAAAAUGUUGAUGACAUAUCAACUUUGCUAUCUCAAGAAGGAUCGAAAUUAUCAAUUCACAAAGUCUUUGAACUUCUUCCUCCUAGCUUCCCAAUAAAGAAAUUGACGCAAUAUAUACUGAGCCAGAUCCAGAAUGUCAACAACAAGGUGCACGAAUCUAGAAUGUGUUCUCAAUUGUACAAAGUGGGCUCAACCAAUCUAAAGCACAAGGUGCUCAACUUACAAGAUGAAGGCUAUAAAAUCACAUCAAGUAAACAAAAAUGUUCAAUUUGUAAUGAACGAUUGGGAUAUGGUUAUUUCACAGUAUCUAGUGAUGAUUCUAUCAUACACUACGGCUGUGCACAGAAGUUGAAGAAUGUCAAGUAG
Lodderomyces orthopsilosis Co 90-125 is the source of this 3087-nucleotide messenger RNA. RefSeq lists its product as uncharacterized. NCBI's taxonomy places the organism in Eukaryota, Fungi, Ascomycota, Pichiomycetes, Serinales, Debaryomycetaceae. The record is from RefSeq and is a predicted model, not a curated record. The transcript has a single exon. Gene Ontology annotation, cellular component: cytoplasm; fungal-type vacuole membrane. The coding region runs from base 1 to 3087 and encodes 1028 amino acids. Gene Ontology annotation, biological process: autophagy; endosomal vesicle fusion; vesicle-mediated transport.